Galeopterus variegatus (Sunda flying lemur) is the source of this 2942-nucleotide messenger RNA. RefSeq names its product tensin-3-like. The annotation marks the transcript as partial. NCBI's taxonomy places the organism in Eukaryota, Metazoa, Chordata, Mammalia, Dermoptera, Cynocephalidae. Gene Ontology annotation, biological process: dephosphorylation. The transcript is spliced from 17 exons. The record is from RefSeq and is a predicted model, not a curated record. Gene Ontology annotation, molecular function: phosphatase activity.
GAGACUCCCACACUCAGCUCCUGCUGCCUCCCUCAUGCCAGAGCCUGGCUGCUGUUAGCAUGGAGAGGGGGGCCUUUGACUCACAGCAGGGGAAGGGGCAAUGCAGGAUGGACUGCUGCCUUUGGAAGGGAGGAGUAGACCCGGCCACACAGCCCCCGCCUGGCACAGCUCCGGGGAGUUCUGCACCGUCCGCCUCUCUCUGCUGUGAUAAGCCGUCACGGUCCACAGUCCUGAGCCCCACCAUGGAGGACGUCCACGAGCUUGACCUCACCUACAUCACUGAGCGCAUCAUCGCCGUGUCCUUCCCUGCCAGCUGCUCCGAGGAGUCCUACCUGCACAACCUGCAGGAGGUCACACGCAUGCUCAAGUCCAAGCACGGGGACAACUACCUGGUAUUAAACCUUUCGGAAAAGAGAUAUGACCUUACGAAGCUUAACCCAAAGAUUAUGGACGUGGGCUGGCCGGAGCUGCAUGCACCACCUCUGGAUAAGAUGUGCACCAUAUGUAAGGCACAGGAGUCCUGGCUGAACAGCGACCCCCAGCACGUGGUCGUCAUCCACUGCAGGGGUGGAAAAGGACGCAUAGGAGUGGUCAUAUCAUCCUACAUGCACUUCACCAACGUCUCAGCCAGUGCUGACCAGGCCCUCGACAGAUUUGCCAUGAAGAAGUUUUAUGAUGACAAAGUUUCAGCAUUAAUGCAGCCUUCCCAGAAGCGGUAUGUUCAGUUUCUCAGCGGGCUGCUGUCGGGAUCAGUGAAAAUGAACACCUCGCCUCUGUUCCUGCAUCUUGUCAUCCUCCACGGCUCCCCCAACUUUGACACGGGUGGAGUGUGCCGGCCCUUCCUGAAGCUCUACCAAGCCAUGCAGCCCGUGUACACGUCAGGCAUCUACAAUGUGGGUCCAGAAAACACCAGCCGCAUCUGCAUUGUCAUUGAGCCAGCCCAGCUUCUGAAGGGGGACGUCAUGGUGAAAUGCUACCAUAAGAAGUACCGCUCGGCCACCCGCGAUGUCAUUUUCCGUGUGCAGUUUCACACCGGGGCUGUGCAGGGCUGCAGGCUUGUGUUUGGAAAGGAGGAUCUGGACAAUGCCAACAAAGAUGACCGUUUUCCUGACUAUGGGAAGGUUGAAUUAGUUUUUUCAGCCACACCUGAGAAGAUUCCAGGGUCUGAACGUUUGCACAACGACCACGGAGUGAUUGUGGACUACAACACAGCUGACCCGUUGAUCCGCUGGGACUCGUACGAGAACCUGAGUGCGGACGGAGAAGUGCUGCACACACAGGGCCCUGUUGAUGGCAGCCUUUAUGCUAAGGUGAGGAAGAAGAGCUCCUCAGAUUCUGGCAUCCCAGGUGGGCCCCCAGUUGUCCCAGCCACCAGCAGCCCAGACCACGGUGAGCACACCCUAUCAGUGAGCAGUGACUCGGGCCACUCCACGGCCUCAAUCAGGACUGACAAGACUGAAGAGCGUCUGACUCCAGGAACCAAGAGGGGCCUAAGCCCCCAGGAGAAGGCUGAAUUGGACCAGCUGCUCAGUGGCUUUGGCCUGGAAAACUCCAGGAGCUCCCCCAAGGACAUGACUGAUGCCCGCAGCAAGUACAGUGGAACUCGCCAUAUAGUGCCAGCCCAGGUCCAUGUGAAUGGAGAUGCUGCUUUGAAGGACCGGGAGACGGACAUUCUGGAUGAUGAGAUGCCCCACCAUGACCUGCACAGUGUGGACAGCCUCGGGACCCUGUCCUCCUCAGAAGGGCCGCAGUCAGCCCACCUGGGCCCCUUCACCUGCCACAAGAGCAGCCAGAACUCCCUCCUGUCUGACGGUUUUGGCAGCAGCACUGGUGAAGAUCAGCAGGGUGCCCUGGCCCCGGACCUGGGCCUUGGUGUGGACCCCUUGUACGAGCGGGAGCGGGCGUGUGGGAGCCGAGAGCCCCGGCAUCCCCGGCAGCCCCAGCCCCUGCCAAGGAAGCCCUCUAUGUCCGCGCAGACGCAGGCCUACGGGCAGAGCAGCUAUUCCACGCAGACCUGGGUGCGCCAGCAGCAGAUGGUCACAGCUCAUCAGUACAGCUUCGCCCCCGACGGGGAAGCCAGGCUCAUCAGCCGCAGCUUGGCAGACAGUUCUGGCCUUGUCCAGGCCCAGCCCGGGGUUCCGAUCACCCCCACCCGUGGGACCAGCAGUAGGGUGGCUGUCCAGAAGGGCAUAGGCACUGGGCCACCUCCCCCUGACACACAGCAAGCCUCUCCUGGCAAAGCGUUCAAACCCAGGUUUCCAGAUGACACCGUCGUGAAUGGAGCUGGCCCGGAGCUGGGUGCGGGCCCCUCCCCAGGCUCGCCCACCCUGGACAUCGACCAGUCCAUUGAGCAACUCAACAGGCUGAUCCUGGAGCUGGACCCCACCUUCGAGCCCAUCCCCACCCACAUGAACACUCCGGGCAGCCAGGCCAACGGCCCCAUAGCUCCGAACGGCAUGGGAGGUGGGCUCCGGGCAAGCAGCAGGUUGCCUGACACAGGAGGGGGCCAUGGCAGGGCCUCUGGGCGACAAGGCUCCUCAGGUGACCAGCCACUGGGCGGAAGACUCCGGAAGCUGAGCCUUGGGCAGUAUGAUAAUGAUGCCAGCGGGCAGCUGUCCUUCUCCAAAUGUGCAUGGGGAAAGGCCAGUGUGGACCAAGCCCCGAGCCUGACGCCUUUCCCCUCUCCAGCUGAAGUCAAAGAGACACGGAUCACCGCAUAUCCCCCAGACCUCGAUAUGAUCGACGGCAGGAUUUUAAGUAGCAAGGAAUCUGUGUGUACAACCCCAGCAUUUCCUGUGUCUCCAGAAACACCGUAUGUGAAAACGCCCCCACGCUAUCCUCCGUUCAGCCCACCUGAGCCCCAGAUGAGCAGCCCGACCAGCCUUCACAAAGGAGGACGUGGUAAGAAAUCCACCGUGUGUUACGUGCACGAGACGGCUCCU